Molecule: messenger RNA, 1686 nt
Organism: Salpingoeca rosetta
Lineage: Eukaryota; Choanoflagellata; Craspedida; Salpingoecidae
Exons: 22
Coding region: 1-1686 (561 amino acids)
Biological process (GO): protein dephosphorylation
Molecular function (GO): calcium ion binding; protein binding; protein tyrosine phosphatase activity
Source: RefSeq, a predicted model, not a curated record
AUGGGUAUCGACGAAUCUCCACUGCCAAAAGACUUUGCGCGCGCGUACUUUGCAGCCGAGGAUCGCACCGUCUUCCUCAACAAGAAGCUCCAGGUCGCGCAAUGGGAGCAUCCAGGCGCUGACGGCGCAAAGGCCAGAACGCGCACCUCAACCUUCCCGCUGGAGCGCGCAAAGCGUGGCGUGCCCAUCAUCUUCCCGGUGUCGCCGCAGCCCGCGGACAUGCCGCCUGACUGGGAGCAGUGCGUGGCGUCCAUCCCACACCGGCGCGGGGACUGGGAAGACCCGCAUAUCCUCUACCGCAACGUCACCGAUCACGCCGUGCAGGAGGCGGAUCCACGUCCAAAUGCGAUUGAGGACGAGCUGCCCGCGGGCUGGACCAAGGAGCUUGAUGUCGACGGUGACCCGUACUUCUUCGAUCACGACACGGGCAUGGCCACAUACGACGACCCGCGCUAUGUCGAGAACCCAGAGCCGAGUCUCUCCCUGCAAGCGCAAAUGGCGACGAGGCAGAAGAAGCGCUCCUCCUUCCAGAAAAACGUCGUCACAAAGAAGACGUGGAUCAUUGGUCCGGAGGACCUGACCGCCUUCUCUGCCAUUGACAAUCAGCUGACAAGCGUCGACGAGAUCCCCAAACACGUGCGCAACAAAGUGCACAACCGAUACAUGGACAUUCUCCCCAAUCCACGGACGAGUGUGAAGCUGCCUAUGAUUGAUGGAGACCCGACAAGCACUUACGUCAACGCCAACUACGUGCGCGGACCAGAGGGGCAGGCAAAGUUCUACAUCGGCGCCAUGGGGCCGCUGCCUGGGACGGUCGUCAACUUUUGGCGCAUGCUGUGGGAGACGAGGACAGCGGCCAUCAUCAUGGUCACAGGCAUCCUUGAGAAGGGGCGCAAGAAGUGUGAGCGGUACUGGCCUGCUGACGUGGACAACAAGACAGAGAUGAAGUUUGGCGACAUCACCGUUGUCGCGCAGCAGGAGGCCGUCGCCCGAGGUUACGUGUACACGCUGCUGCGCGUGCAGCGUGGAUCUGAGGUGCGCAAGAUUGGACACUUCUUCUACAACAGCUGGCCCGAUCACGGUGUCCCGCGUGAUGCCUCUGGGGAUCUGUAUCCAGACAGCGUGCUCGGCAUGCUGCACACCGUGCACAAGUGGUGUUCGAAGGUCAAGGAUCGUCCCAUUGUUGUCCACUGCAGCGCUGGCGUUGGCCGCACAGGGACCAUCAUCGCCAUCGAUCACUGCCGAUACCGUUUGAAGCACCAGGGGCGCGUUGAUCCCCUGCAGAUUGUGGACUUCAUUCGGCAGGACAGAUGCGCCCUUGUGCAGCAUCCAAUUCAGUUCAAGUUUGUCCACGCCGCUUGCAUGAAAUACGCGGAUCUGCACAAGCACGCCUACACCGUCGAGAAAUCGGAGCACGUGGAUGAGUUGGAAACGCGCGCACGGCGAAUGUCAUUGGCUGAUCGACAGGCAAAGUUGCAGGAGGAGAAAGCAGCGGCAAAGUCGCGUCAGCAGCUGGCGCGUCGCGGACGCAUGCGCCGCAGCAUCAUGACGAAAUCGCAGAUGCACGGCGAGCUGCGUACCAACGGAAUCGACGUGGAGACGUUCAAAGCGAUGGACACGGAUGGGAACGGCAGCAUUUCGCUGGAGGAGUUCAAGGCAUAUUACAAGCAGAAGAUGGCAGAGUGA